AUGUCUUCAAACAGCACUCCGGUCGGCUGCGGCGCCGACGUGCUCUCGCUGUACUACGCCCUGUGCGACCUGGGCGCCGCCUGGGGGGUGGUGCUGGAGGCCGUGGCGGCGGCCGGCGCCGUGGCGUCCGCCGUGCUCUUCAUCUCGCUGCUGGCCAGCCUGCCCUUCGUCACGGACGGCGCCCGCCGCAGCUCGGUGGCGCUCCACGCCUUCUUCCUGGUGGGCGCCGCCGGCCUCUUCCUCCUCGCCUUCGCCUUCAUCGUGGGAAAGGACUUCUCCACCUGCGCGUCGCGGCGGUUCCUGUUCGGCGUUCUGUUCGCCGGCUGCUUCUCCUGCCUGCUGAUGCAGGCCGUGCGGCUGAACGUCCUGUCCCGGCGCGGCGCGGCGCCGCGGGCGUGGCCGCUGUGCCUGGGCGCGCUGGCGCUCUGGCUGGUGGAGGUCGUCAUCAACGCCGAGUGGCUGAUCGUCACCGUGGUGCGCCACCCGCUCCGCCCGCUCAACGCCACGGGAGGCGCCGCCGCCACGCCCUGCAACAUCGCCAACCAGGACUUCGCCAUGGCGCUCAUCUACGUCGUGGCGCUGAUGGCGGCGGCGCUGGCGGCCGGCCUGGCCGUCAUGGCAGGCGGGAGCUCCAGGUGGAGGAAGGACGGAGGCCUCAUCUUCCUCACCGGCCUGCUGUCCGCCGCCAUCUGGGUGGCGUGGAUCGUCAUGUACGUGUUCGGGAACGAGCGGACCGGGGGGCCGGCCUGGGACGACCCCACGCUGGCCAUCGCCUUGGUGUCCAACGCCUGGACCUUCGUCCUCCUCCACACCGUCCCCGAGAUCUGCCGCCUCACCGGGGACGCCGAGAACCGGCAGGACCCCGGACAGGACCUGUACCCCGGCCGGGCCGUCGGCUACGAGACCAUCCUGAAGGAGCAGAGCGCCCAGAACGUGUUUGUGGAAAACAAGGCCUUCUCCAUGGAUGAGGACCCGCAAGGGGCCAAUCCGGUGUCUCCGUACAGCGGCUACACCGGGCAGCCGCGCAGCUCCGUGUACCAACCCACCGAGCUGGCGCUCAUCAGCAAGGCAGCAGGUGUGCAGCCCCCACAGGACUCAUAUGACAUCAUCAUUCCCAGAGCCUCUGCUGGCUCCGCCCACCGUGGGAGGAGCUCGCCGUCCACGCAUGCUGAGAGCGCCGCCCACACCCAGCCCAGUGGUCCGGUCCUUCACAGGACGUCCCAGUGGUGAAGACGUGG
Messenger RNA from Salarias fasciatus (jewelled blenny), 1238 nucleotides. It is a transcript of the gene gprc5c, whose product is annotated as G protein-coupled receptor, class C, group 5, member C. Gene Ontology annotation, biological process: G protein-coupled receptor signaling pathway. Gene Ontology annotation, molecular function: G protein-coupled receptor activity; protein kinase activator activity. NCBI's taxonomy places the organism in Eukaryota, Metazoa, Chordata, Actinopteri, Blenniiformes, Blenniidae. Bases 1 to 1230 code for a protein of 409 amino acids. Gene Ontology annotation, cellular component: plasma membrane; signaling receptor complex; extracellular exosome. The transcript has 4 exons. The record is from RefSeq and is a predicted model, not a curated record.